GGGUAUAGGAGGAGUGCACAAGGCCCACAUUGCGCAAGGGUAUAUAUAUCAGUGCUCGCGCAAUUAGCCGAUCCUCGCCCCCGGUAAAGGGUUCGCUCUGGUGCGGACACGUCGGUGCGUCGGUCAGAAAAAAAAAAGAGAGAAACAUGAAGGCUCUGCUCUCUCUCUUCACCACGUACCUGGCAAUCGCUGUUUCCAAGGCUAACUAUGGAUACGGAAACAUUUACAAUGGCAUUGGCAGCUUCAGCUUGGGCAGCCCAGGCUUGAAUGGUGGCCUCAGCGGCUACGGAAACAUCGGUUUCUAUGGUGGCUCGGCCAAUCCAGGCAUGUAUGGUGACUUCAGCGGCUACGGAAACAACGGUUGGUAUGGUGGCUCCGGCAUGCCAGGCUGGUACGGUGGUUCCGGCAACCCAGGCUGGUACGGUGGUUCCGGCAACCCAGGCUGGUACGGCGGGUCCGGUGGCCUAGGUAACUACGGCAUGUAUGGUGGAUCCGGAUAUCCAGGCCUUUACGGCGGAUCCGGUGGCCUAGGCAACUACGGCAUGUAUGGUGGAUCCGGUGGUCUAGGCAACUACGGCAUGUUUGGCGGGUCCGGCUAUCCAGGCUUGUACGGCGGAUCCGGUGGCCUAGGCAACUAUGGUAUGUACGGUGGAUCCGGUGGCCUAGGCAACUACGGCAUGUAUGGCGGGUCCGGCUAUCCAGGCUUGUACGGCGGAUCCGGUGGCCUAGGCAACUUCGGCAUGUACGGUGGAUCCGGUGGCCUAGGCAACUACGGCAUGUAUGGUGGAUCCGGUGGUCUAGGCAACUACGGCAUGUAUGGUGGAUCCGGUGGUCUAGGCAACUACGGCAUGUAUGGCGGGUCCGGCUAUCCAGGCUUGUACGGUGGAGGAGGAUACCCUGGUGCCCCUCUGCAAGGAUUGUGAAACGUGUGUGCGCCGCUCCCAGUACGUGCAUGACUGCUUCGCUGGCGGUUGUGAUGCAGUUACAAGAGAGUGCACGAAGCUGCAGCCGCUGUUUAUUAAAAUGUAAGUAAGUUAC
This is a messenger RNA of Dermacentor albipictus, 1038 nucleotides long. RefSeq names its product PE-PGRS family protein PE_PGRS16-like. Lineage: Eukaryota; Metazoa; Arthropoda; Arachnida; Ixodida; Ixodidae. The record is from RefSeq and is a predicted model, not a curated record.